Messenger RNA from Cavenderia fasciculata, 1845 nucleotides. RefSeq names its product mitochondrial substrate carrier family protein (gene mcfE). The coding region runs from base 1 to 1845 and encodes 614 amino acids. The transcript has 9 exons. Gene Ontology annotation, biological process: transmembrane transport. Lineage: Eukaryota; Evosea; Eumycetozoa; Acytosteliales; Cavenderiaceae. The record is from RefSeq and is a predicted model, not a curated record.
AUGAAUAGACGUCGAAGUGACGGUACAACAAUUAACUCUUGCUUCCUUAGUAGAAUAUACAAGAGUAUAUAUAUUACUAGAAGUAAUCAACAUAGUAAUGCAGACUCGAUAAGUUUGCUUAGAAACUUGAUUGUAUUCUUGCCCGGCAGAUAUGAUGACUCUGAAUUCAUAUCAGAAGCAUAUUGGAUAUCUUCAACGAUUAUGUUAUCACACAAUCAAUCAAAGACAUCAACCGAAGAAAUCAUCCCUCCACCAUACUACUUGUCAAUACUCAAAUGGAUAGCAGUACUACAAAACAUAGAAUUAACCUGUGAAGUAUAUGCUAGUACAAAAUUUAAAAAGAAAUCAAAUAGAUGGUUAAUCAUUAUAUUAUUGGAAGCUUUAAAAGCAUUUUUAAGAUUAAAAUUAUUAAUUAAAACCAAUGGUAAUAUGUUGGUAUAUCAUUCAUUUCAUGUACCAACCAAAGAUGUACAAGAAUUUACACAAAAGGCCAGAGUGGCAUCGAAUUCAUCGAGAUUUAUUGAAGGCUCACGAAAGACAUUACAAGAUCAAAUCAUUGAACAAAACGAACUGAAAAUUAAAGAGGAAGAGGAGGAAUCGACACUUUUAUCUAUGCUCCCACCAUGCUCUCCUCCAGACUAUCCCACCAAGGUGAUUGGAGAGUUGUUGUUCAUUUUUAGACCAUUGGCAUACUGCGUUGCACAUUGGAAAUAUGGAAAGAAAUCAUGGAAACCUUGGAUUCUAUCAUUGGUCAUGGAAGGUGCUAGCAAAUUCUUUAGUGAAUUUGGUUCCAACAAGGAGUAUCUUUCUGAUUUGGAAUCAAUCGAAUUAAAAAGAAGACGAGGAUUAUUUAUAUAUUAUUUAUUACGAAAUCCAUUCUAUGAUAAGUUUAUUGGAUGUUCUGAAAGAGAUAAUAAGCGUGAGGUUGAUUCAUUGAUAAUGUUUAGAGAAAGAGAGAGAGAGAAGAUGAAAAAGGAUGAACCAGCACUAUUACAGUUAUCAGUCGGUGCAGCAUCUGGUGUGUUGGCCGACUCUAUCAUGCAUCCAAUCGAUACCAUCAGAGCUAGAUUACAAAUUGAAAAAGUAGGACAACAACAAUAUAAAGGAACUAUAGAUGCAUUUCAAUCAAUCAUUAGAAAAGAGGGAUGGAGGUGUUUAUACAAGGGAUUCCCUAUCGUUGUCACUGCAACCAUACCAGCACAUGCAUUAUAUUUCUAUGGAUACGAAUACAGUAAAAAAGAGCUGGCCAAGGUGCCCAGUAUAGGCAAUGGCAUCAUCAACCAUUUUACAUCGGGGUUGGUGGCCGAUGUUGCUGGUGCAAUGAUUUGGACACCAAUGGACGUCAUCAAACAACGAUUACAAGUACAAAAGGCACAAGUUGCAGCUGGAACUACAUUUUAUAGGGGAUCAUUCCAUGCAGUCAACGUUAUAUACAGAGAGGAGGGUAUUAGAGGUUUUUAUAGAGGUUUUUUACCAUCAUUGGCUACAUUUGGUCCGUUGGUUGGUAUUUACUUUGCAACAUAUGAACAAACAAAACGAUGGAUGGCCACAUCGAUCACCAAGAAACCAGAUCAAGUUCUUCCACUUCCACUCUUGUUGGGUGCUGGAUUUUUCGCCGGAACCGUAGCUGCUGCAGUCACAUGUCCAUUAGACGUCAUUAAAACUAGAAUUCAAGUGGCGCGAGCCAAUGAAUCAACCUAUAAAGGUAUUAUAGAUGGAUUCAAAAGAAUUCUUAAAGAAGAAGGUCCAAGAGCUUUUGUCAAAGGUAUGGGUGCUAGAAUUCUAUGGAUUGCUCCUGGUAAUGCUAUUACUAUUGCUUCAUAUCAAAUGGUAAACGGGUACUAG